CACAACGACUGUUUAUCAUAGACAAUUUAUUUUCCAGCGCUAAGUCAACAUAUAAUAGCAAACUUACAACAAUUAUUUAACAUUUUUAAAGCCAUGAAGGGACAGAGCACGGAGCGGUCGGGGAGAGCGGCGGAGCAGGAGGCAGACGCACCGCGGGUUCCCCGGGAGGGCCCGCGCGGCGCGGGGCGCCGUCCCUAAGCCGCUGGGUCGCCUGCGUCGCGGGGAGCGCAGCGCCGGCUCGGGCUCGCCAUGAGCCACCUCUUCGGUCCCCGGCUGCCCGCUCUGGCCGCCUCACCCAUGCUCUAUCUGUACGGCCCCGAGAGCCCCGGGCUGCCUCUGGCCUUCGCCCCCGCGGCCGCUCUGGCCGCCUCGGGCCGGGCGGAGCCGCCCCAGAAGCCGCCCUACAGCUACAUCGCGCUCAUAGCCAUGGCGAUCCAGGACGCGCCGGAGCAGAGGGUCACGCUGAACGGCAUCUACCAGUUCAUCAUGGACCGCUUCCCCUUCUACCACGACAACCGGCAGGGCUGGCAAAACAGCAUCCGCCACAACCUCUCGCUCAACGACUGCUUCGUCAAGGUGCCCCGCGAGAAGGGGCGGCCAGGCAAGGGCAGCUACUGGACGCUGGACCCUCGCUGCCUGGACAUGUUCGAGAACGGCAACUACCGGCGCCGGAAGAGGAAGCCCAAGCCAGGCCCGGGGGCCCCGGAGGCCAAGCGCGCCCGCGCCGAGACGCAGGAGCGCGGCUCCGAGGCGCAGCCCCAGGCGGGAAGCGGGUCAGAGCGCCGCGGCCCCGCGACCCCCCGCCAGGAGGGAGAGCCCGCGCGCCCCUCGCCCCUGCGCCACGGCUCCUCUCCGCCCGCGCCCCUCCACCGGCCUGGGCCCGCGUCCCCGGAGGAGGACGGGAGCGACACUGUCCAGGGUGCAGCGGCCUUGGCCUUAGGCCAGCCACCUCGAACGGCGGAUGGCCCGGCGUCCCCCCCACGCCCUGCUUCCCACGGCUCUCCGAAGAGCUCCGACAAGUCCAAGAGCUUCAGCAUAGACAGCAUCCUGGCCGGUCGGCGGGGUCAGAAGCCGGCUGGAGGGGGCGAGCUCUUGGGGGGCGCCAAGCCGGGGCCCUGCAGCCGCUUGGGGGCCUCACUCGUGGCCCCCACCUCAAGCCUCCGUCCGCCUUUCAACGCUUCCCUGAUGCUUGACCCCCACGUCCAGGGCGGCUUUUACCAGCUCGGGAUCCCUUUCCUGUCCUAUUUCCCUCUGCAGCUUCCCGACAGCGCGCUUCCCUUCCAGUAAGGCCGGCGGUGGCGCGGGUC
Messenger RNA from Lontra canadensis (Northern American river otter), 1307 nucleotides. RefSeq names its product forkhead box L1 (gene FOXL1). The transcript has a single exon. Gene Ontology annotation, molecular function: DNA-binding transcription factor activity, RNA polymerase II-specific; RNA polymerase II cis-regulatory region sequence-specific DNA binding. Gene Ontology annotation, biological process: cell differentiation; anatomical structure morphogenesis; regulation of transcription by RNA polymerase II. The coding region runs from base 250 to 1287 and encodes 345 amino acids. The record is from RefSeq and is a predicted model, not a curated record. Lineage: Eukaryota; Metazoa; Chordata; Mammalia; Carnivora; Mustelidae.